Molecule: messenger RNA, 10214 nt
Organism: Phalacrocorax carbo (great cormorant)
Lineage: Eukaryota; Metazoa; Chordata; Aves; Suliformes; Phalacrocoracidae
Source: RefSeq, a predicted model, not a curated record
CAGGAGGAGGGCCCGGGGAAAGGCGGGAAGCGGGCCCUGGGGCGGGCGGCCGCCUGAGGAGAUGGCGGCGUGGCGGCGCCGUCGCGGGGGGCUGCCCCGGGAGGGCGGACCGCUCCCCGCCCGCCUGCGCCGGGGCGCGGAGGUGUGACCGCUCCUGCGGCCGUUCCGCGGCGCCGCCUUCCCGCCCUCUCGCUGCCCUCGCAGCCGGGGGGGCGGCGCCGAGGGACCGCGCGUGUGGUGGGGCGCGGAGCGGAGCGGAGCGGGCAUCCGCCCGCCGUCCGCCCGAUCCGAUCUGAUCCGAUCCGGAGCGAGCCUCCGCGCCAUGCCGGCCGCCGCGCCGCCGCCGCUCCACCCCGCGGCGGGCUCCUGCUGCCCCUACGGCCACUGCGCGGGACGCCGAGGCUUGUUUGACCAAUCGUCACACAAUGCAAGCUCAAGAGUAAAAGAGAGGAAACUGCAAGGGACUUGUCCCCCCGUUGGACGUGGAAACUAUGGAAAACCAUGUUUGAGUGAAAGCAGUCACAGGUCCCCAUUUUUUAAUCCCCGUAACGGUUUUCACACGAUACAUUCAGAGCACAGUCCUGUAAAGCCAAGGAUUAUUACAGUGGUGAAACCUGGCGGACACACACUCAGGAGGAUAACCUUGCUUCUCAACAGGAGAUCAGUUCAGACCUUUGAACAGCUGAUGGCUGACAUUUCAGAAGCUCUGGGAUUUCCACGCUGGAAGAAUGACCGUGUGAGAAAGCUUUACAAUCUGAGAGGCAGAGAAAUCCGAAGCGUUUCUGACUUCUUCAGGGAAGGCGAUGCAUUCAUAGCUAUGGGGAGGGAGCCCCUCACUUUGAAGAACCUGGAAGUGGUAUUACAAGAACUUUAUCCUGAAAAUCCUUAUGCUGCCAGUGCUGCCAUUCAGCAGAACGAGGAGCAGUCCCAAAAACUGAAGAGCAGGCUGUACGACAAGGCUUUGAAAGUGGACAGUGGCUUUGAUGAGACAGAAAUUACCAAGAACUGCAGUGACGGCAUGUCUCCCAAAGUGAUCGCUGGACACGAAGGAAAAAGUCAAACCAAGACAAAGCAAGAAGAGAAAAUGAGAAACAAAAAAAAGUGGACUAGAGAGAGCUGGGGUGGUGAACAAGGAGUGAAGCCAUCUAGAAAAACCCGGGAAAGUGAGAGGUACCUUAACCACGAGAGGAGUCUUGAGGAGGGAUUAGAAGAGAGUUCAGAGGAGGUGGUGAGGUGUGAGAAGUGUGAACAGGAAAGGCAGGCCAGACAAAAGCUACAAAGAGAAAGGCGGGCUGAGGCCUCGUUUGAGAACAAAGACUUGAACACAGGCGCAUGUCAGAGGUACCAUGUUGAAAGAAAUGCAAAAAUCAGGAAUAGCCGAAAAUCUUCAGAAACUUGUCUGGAAGGUGAAGUAGUUGGUUGGAAAGAUAAUGGCUGUAGGAGGACAUGGAAGCCCCUACACAGGAAUGUUAAUGAAGGGCUGGAGAAGCAAAAAAGGAGUGUUGAGAAGGAAAGGGAUGUGGAGAAACAUGAAAACCAUGGGAAGGAAGUAGUAAAAAGCAAGAAGAAUGCUGUAGAAGGGCUAUCUCAUGAAGUGAAGGAAGAGAAUGGAAGUAGCUGCAUAAUCAACCAAAGUGGUUGGCUAAAGAAAGACACUUUGAGGGAUGCUGAGAAACCAUCUAAAACACAUAGGGAUGGCAGAGAGGGACAAAGGGCUAAAGACGAAAGUGCCAGAAGAGAGGGGAAUAUCAUGCGUAGAGAGAGUGACAUGACACGACGAGAAAAAACAGGGGAGCGCAGAGUCAAUAAAGAAGAAAACAAGGCUCAGGGAUUUGAAAACACAAGCCGGAGGCAUGCCAUUAAAAACAGAACUGAUGUGGAAAAACAGUAUGAGAUUGGCAGAACUAUUGGGGAUGGGAACUUUGCAGUGGUGAAGGAAUGCCGCCACUGCGACUCCAAUCAGAUCUAUGCCAUGAAAAUUGUUGAUAAAUCUAAGCUGAAGGGGAAAGAGGACAUGAUGGAAAGUGAAAUUCUGAUCAUAAGGAGUCUUUCUCAUCCCAAUAUAGUAAGCUUAAUUGAAGUGUAUGAGACAGAAGCUGAGAUCUACCUAAUCCUGGAGUAUGUCCCAGGAGGGGACUUAUUUGAUGCAAUCAUAGAAAGUGUGAAGUUCACAGAGCAUGAUGCUGCUGUCAUGAUCACUGACCUGUGUGAAGCACUGGUUUAUAUUCACAGCAAGAACAUUGUCCACAGGGACCUCAAACCAGAGAAUCUUUUGGUUCAACAUAAUGCAGAUAAAUCUACUACACUGAAACUAGCAGAUUUUGGCCUUGCAAAGCAGGUUACGAAACCCAUAUUUACUGUGUGUGGAACACCAACGUAUGUUGCCCCUGAAAUACUUGCUGAGAAGGGCUAUGGGCUCGAAGUAGAUAUGUGGGCAGCUGGUGUAAUCCUUUACAUUCUGCUCUGCGGUUUUCCCCCUUUUCGCAGUCAGGAUCGUGAUCAAGAAGAGCUGUUUCAGAUCAUACAGCUGGGUCACUAUGAGUUCCUUUCCCCUUACUGGGACAAUAUUUCUGCAGCAGCAAAAGACCUUAUAACCAGGCUGUUGAUUGUGGAUCCGCAGAAGCGCUACACAGCACGACAAGUACUUCAGCACCCUUGGAUCAGAACAGCUGGGAAAACUAACAGCAGAAAUUUGCAGAGGGAAGUGACAAUAAAUAUUGAGCGUCAUUUCCGGGCCCAGCGCCGAAAGGAAGUUGCAGAUGAUGACACAUGAAAUCUCCUCAAGCUUGUUUAGUCUUCUUUUUAUUGAUUAACAAAUUAUUUAUGUUUUCUUUUCUAAAUGAGUCCAGCCUUUAGUGUGUAAUUGUUGCUGGCCAUCGCCAUGCCUUUUUUUUGAUUCUGAGAUUCUGAAGAAGGACAGGGAUCAAAUUUGCAUCCACUUCCCUCUGAUGUUAUUUAAGAGUCUCUUUGUUGACAGCAGUAGGGACUAGAUAUUUCCUGGAGGGUAUCUAUUGUUUUUCUUUAAAUACUGAUUUGGGCUUUUACAUUACAAAAUGUAUAUCUUCUAGAUGACAAACGUUUGCUUCUGUGGCUAGCUGUCAUGAUGACUGUGAAAUGCUUUCUCUUGUCUGUUUUUGUAUGAUACCUUCCAGGAGUUUUCUGUUUAUAAUGUUUUCAAAAUAAUUGUCUGCAUACACACCCUGCACUAAUUCUUUAAACUGUCUUUUCACCAAUUCUUGCUAGCAAUGGAGAAGGUGAAGGAAUAAAAAAACCCAAAUAUAUUCUUCAGCUGUAGGAUAUGUUAAAUAAGCAACAACAUACUAUUUAUUGAGUUGUGAGGGAAGAAAAAUCCUUAUAGGCUAAAUUAGAUAUGAUAUCUCCCUUGGCAACAUCUUUCAUUAGAUGUUCUCACGUAUGGGGCAAUAGACUGUACAAUGUUUCUGUUAAACUAUGGUAGUGCUGUGUAGUAUGGCAGUUGCAUUUGUUUAUGAGAAGUGGGAAGAUAUCAUAGCUGAUAUCUUUUCAAGACUGUAAUAAUAACUUCCAAAGUGCUUUUCUUCCUCCUCUGCAAAAUAGGAAGUUAAGCAAUUCUAAGGGAACUUCGGUUCUUUUCCCAAAGGUGUAUUUACGGAAUGAUAACCCAAGUGCUUUUUCAUACUGAUUUUUUUCUUAGGAGCCAUCCGUGUGCAUCUGUGGCUCUCCCAUGCUGAUGGAGAAGAGAAAGCUAUGCAGCUGCUUUUGUGGCUUAAGUUAACCCUUACCUUCAUGGUUCCCCUUUCAUCAACACACUUCACAGCUGAAUUGCUUUGAUACAGUGUUCCAGUGUAGUUUAGCAAUUGUUUGUGGUUUUUUCCUGUUGCCUUCCCUGGGAACUCUUUCUCCUUGUUUCCAUGAGAAUGGGCAAUGGGAUGAAAUUACAUUCAAAUUCAACUCGGGGGAAAACUAACAACUUGUUGGCUAUGGAAAGGUCUCCCAGGGGAAGUGUCAGAUGCUUCAUUCAUUGCAUAUGUUUUUUUAAUAAUUUGAUUGGAUGCAGUUUUAAAGAAAUAUUGGGGGGGGGGGGGGGGGGAAUACAGUCCUGAGAAGGGCCGUGACCUAGAAAAGCUUUUGAAUCUCAGAAUUUUUGGUUAACUAAUCCAAUCCAAAAAGCACUUCAGUUGUCUGUUUUAUAAUGCUUUGUCCAUGAGUUCCAUGUGCUAGCAAAUAAUAUUGAUGUUAAAAUAUUAGUGGUAUUAGCAUUGAAUUCAUAGCCUAUAGAAAUGAAUGAGGUUAUUUUACAGUUGCAGUGCUGCUGCUCUGUCUAUGUAUUUCAUAAUGAGAAAUGUCAGAAGCAUUUCAGAAUGAGUAGAACAUUUUCAUAACUAUAUGAACCAGAAUAUUAUUUUGGUGAGUGCUAAUAUUUUAUGUGAACUUUCUGAAUUACCAAAAAGUGUGAGGUACUGUCGUCAUGGUUCUGUUUCAACUUGUGACAGUUUUGCUGCAAGAAUGAUGUAUGAAAGUAGAGACAACUUGGCUCUUAAAGGAGAAUUGCACUUUCAAUUGAUCUGGCUUAUUUUUAAUGCAUAUUGGAAUAAGACUUGCUGUGGAGUUCAAGAAUUUGUGAAACAAACCAGUGAAAUCUUAACUGUAUGCCUAAGUAGUAUGUAUAUGAUAUGUCAUACCUCUGCUUUCGAGGCACUGAAUCAGGAAGAGUUUCCCUUUUCCCGAAAACAAGAAUGGAUUUAAGUGCUUCCCUGAGUUAAGGCUAUGUGUAACCUCAUAUUCUAAAUGCAUUACAUGGUUUGUAAGUACUAGUAAUAACUUCUCCUCUGUUAAUUUAAGUCUAUUUUGGAUAGGAAGCUGUGGAAAAAUAGCUUCUGACUUGCAAUAUUAUUAUAUUGUAAUUAUCUUAUUUUUAAUAUAGUCAUUUAGGAAUAAAGUUUGAAGUGACAAAAAGAAUACUUUAUCAGCAAUGAAUCUGACAGUUUGGAGAUUGUGUUAUGAGUUGCCUUUUUCACCUUUAAGAACCUGUCUAUAGCCUUAUUCAUAGUGCAGAAGGUAGAGAAUUUGCUUGGAAUGAAUAUAAAAGUAAUUAUUUUUUCAAAGGUUUUGUUUUUCUCUCAAGUUCUCUGGUUCCCAGACAGACUAUAUGUGGACUGUGUUGUGUGCUGUCACUGCAUUGCACCUGCAAGUACAGACACUGCUGUGGCAGCGCUGAGGGACUGUUUUGUUGGUGUUCCUAAUAGACACGUGGCGUUAGGCCCUCCUUCUUCAGGUUGGAGACUGGCAAGGCUUCCGGGUACUUCUCAGGGUUUUUGCCUCUUCCUUUCUCCUACUUAAAUGUUCCUUUUUUUCUCCCAUUGCUUCCAGUAUUCUUGCUCUACCUCUGUGCUGCUCUAAGGAGUUAUGGUCAUUACCUGAAGCAAUGAGAACACAUGAUUUUGGUGAGCUCAGGCAUUGCUUGCUGAUGUUGAAAGUUAGGAAGAUUAGAGAGGACUCAGCCAAAAAAAAUGGUGAAAGUCCAUUAUUGGUCUCAAAGAUCUCCAGUGUCCCCUCAUCUCCUACUCCCUUUUCUCAAGCUUUUCUCUUCCCACUGCAUGACAUUCCAAUGCAGACCUGAUCUUUAUGCCCUAUAAGACACUUUCGAAUACAUGAACCAAAUUCACACUCUAGAGGUGAGGAUUUUUGCUGUUCUUACUUCCUUUCCUGAGGUUUUUCUAAUGAUUACUGUCUCGUUGGGUUCUGGAGUCAUCUUCCUCUUAUGCUUGCAUUUCUUGAUUGGUUCAUUUCUCUACAGGAAGUCUGAGGAAACUCAAAGCUGGGGAAGAUUGAAGUCUCACAGAGAGCGAGUUCUUGCCUAUUUUUUAGGAAGAAGAAAUAUCCCUCCUUGCCUUUUGUUAAAUCUUUGUGAUUUAGACUCUUAUAUGGCCUUAUACUCCCCUGAAAGUAGAACUAGUUAUAGUGUCCCUAGCUCUUUAGAUACUGACAAUGAAGAAAGUCAGAAUGUACUGCCAAGAAAAACAAACAAACCCCAGAAAAGCUAAGUCAAAGUAUGAAGUCGUAUUGCAGACCUCAAUAGAAAAUAUCCACUUACAGAGGAUUUGCUAGGUCUAAGACAACAGAAGGGAAGAACCUGUUGGUUUCCUGAAAUCUUUUGCAAAUCAGCUGGGAAGGAAUCCUUUCGUGCCUCUUAAAGGUGCUGGUUGAUUGCUGUCUCACAACCAGAGAGCCUGACCGCGUUCUAGUUAUUCCAGUGUUGCUUCUUUACUGUAUGGUACUGACUAUUCCAAAAUUUUUCUCUCUUUAGAAACCAGAGACCCUGACUCUCCAUUAUGUUUUAACCAUAGACUUGGCUAUUCUCUAGGUGGUUGCACUUUUUAAGCACUCUCUCAUAUUUUCAUUUCCUAACUGUAAGACUUCUCAGACUUUUGAGGCCAAGAUCCAAACAUAUACAAUUGGGUCAUCAAUAUUUCAUUUCCUAGUGACACACGUGCCUCAUAGUCAGAAUUGGUUUUGUUUAUUUUUUUUAAUUACUGGAUCAGCACUUAAAGUCACAGUGAAGGCUUCCAACUACAGUAGUGACAGAAGCGGUCAACUGCAGGAUAGUUGGGGUCUACAUAAGAAAGUGCUACUCCCAGAGAUCAGCCAAAAAGUCCUAUGAAGCAUUCUGAGCAUCCUUGAAAGCCAGCGUUACUAGCUUUAUACAUUAUAAACCUUCCUUGACUGCGUUAAGGGUUUCUGAGUAUUAACUCUAGGCUUUUUCUGUCAGAGUUGCUGCCUAUGACUGACCAACUAUGUAGUAACUCUCUCCAGUGGUACACUUUCCACUUCCUAAACAUAAAGCGGUCCCUGAAUAUCCCCCUCCAUUUGUCCACCAAAGUCUACUUCACUUUCGUGUAUGCUGUUACAUUGCAUUGAUCCUAGACCUCACCUGUUUUCUAUCACCUAUCAUCUGCUUACUGUCACCUACCUAUCUUAUCCCCUCAGAUGACUUAUUACUGAAAGGUGGUGAAAUCUUCUCAUACUAUUAUGGUUUCCUUUAGGACAUGCUGGCCACAUACAAAACAAUUACCAGAAAUGGGAAAUAAGAAUGUGGCCAGUGCAGAAAAUGAGCAAAAUUUUUUGAAAGUGUUAAGGCGUCUGAAAGCGUGCAAAAGGUAGUAACAUUUCAUGUUGCAUAGUGCUUAACUGCCUUUAAAUUAACAGUUGUAAUUUGGUCCCUGUCUGUACUUCAGUCACCUAAUAUUUAAAAAUGUGUGCCCAAGAGAUGGAAACUUGGCAGUGCAGCAGAGAUGCUAUUUCCUCUGAGACACAGACACUCCAAUUUCUCUUACUCAGGGACUCCUUCAUCUGAGAUUUGUUUAGCUACUCUGUGGAUCAGCUGAACUCGGAGACCAUUAAAUCUGCCAUCUCAGUAUACUGUUCUGACUGGCAUGAUAGGUGCACCUGUUGGUAGGGUAAAAGAGGGGUAGUGGAACGUUAUCCUCUGAGCUUGAGUCUUUUGGGUGAUGUUCCUACUGUGAAAGUGAAAUUUCUGGAGUUGACUGCUUGCUUUUCUGCAGAUACCUGGGUUUGGGGCGAUGUUCAGUCUGCUUGAGAAUACAGUAAGUUUGCUGUGCUUAUAAACUGAUCUUCCCAAAGACAAAUAAGUAUUGGUCUGAAAUCUUCCUCCUGACAUUUCUUCUGUCGCCCCGAUUUCUUUUAAUUUAAGCAGUGUAUGGAAAAUGCUUUUUAUGUUGCUGGGCAUGCAUUUUUCUGUCUUCUCUGAGUCCACCAGUACAACUCUCUACUGUUGACAUUCUUGCUCCUGAAAGGAGCAUAGGCAGUUUAACUGGGCUAACAGUGUAUACUGGCACUGUUCUACAGGAUGGUUUAUUUGCAACUGGGCUGAAGGUGUCAUUUUCUAAAGUAAAAUACAUCAUACACUUCAACAGAAAAGUGGUUGUUCCCCCUGCCAAUAAAGGCAAACUGUAUAAUGAAUGUUAUAUUUCAAUAUUCUUCCAAAAUAUUGGGAAACAAUUGCGUGGCCAAGUAUUUGGAGUUGUGGUUUGUGUUGGUUUUGUGACCCUGUCCCCCACCCCUGAGUUUAUCUCUUUGGGAAAUACUUGUUUUAAAAGGUUUGCAAUUUCUUUAAGUAUCGUGUGUACGUUCAUUUACACUUAGAAGGACCCAUUCUAACGCUGCAGUCCUUGGAAUGCUUACAGAUGUGUUUUUCUUUGCUGCUGUUUUAAAUCCCACUAAAAUCAACACAAUUCUUUGCAAAACUGGAGCUGAGAUUCAUUCUAACGCUGUUUUUGUCUCUACUGCAUUAAUCAUGUCCGCUCUGAUAUUAGAGCAAUCAUGACAAGCAGAGCUAGUUUCAUUGAAGCUUAAUGCAGACAGAACUGAACCCUCCCACCAUUAAUUCUUAUUCUGUAACAUUAAAGUCUGUUUCGAAAAAGGUUUGCUUUGUUUGUGGAAACAGGCAUUCUAGUUGAAAUUGAGUUGAUUGCAAAAGUGGCUUUUUCAAAGGACACAGUUUCUGUAGUAGCUUGUGUUUAUUUCAGUUCUGUUAUUAAAAAUGGUAUUUUCCUGUAGGCCUGCAAUAUCAGCUGAAGCAGUGGAAAUAAAAAUGCAUCUAAUAUAUUGAUGGUGUUUUCGAAGAAACUACCUUCUCUGGAUGUGAGCAUGUGUGAUAAAGCCGCUGCCAGUGAGAAUCAGUGCAGGCUCUCAUUUAUUACAUGUUGGUACUUAAAGAGACCGGAGCCUUCCCACUACUCUUAGAAUAACUGUAGAUGGUUAGGAAUGGCUGUCCUUUUGUGAUAAUCACACAUCUUAAUUGCAGUGCAUUUUAAUGGUAUGUAUAGGCAGCUAAUUAAAAUGAUUUAAUGCUUUGCUGUUAGGAGUGGGAUUCAGCUGUGUUUCCUGUGUUUAGUGGUUGAAAUCAAUAUCUUCACGCUCUUCUUCUCGAUGCUACAUGCUGUUUCUUUGGAAAAGAAGAGAUGACCCUUGUAUCAUCCAGUUGGCGGACUCCCUCUGUUGCUUUGUGUUAUAAACAGGUGCUGUAUUCCUGCAGACUUUUAUCUUUUGAAAUUAGAGCUGUUUUGAUAAUGUAGCAACUGGAAAAACAGAAAAAGUAAAUCUAGUAACAUUAAACUGACACUAGAAAUAUAUUGUGUUUUCUGAAUUCAGAAACUGAAACGAAGCUGGAACCAUAUAAAAAUUUAGAGAAAUGCAAGAUUAUUCCUGUAGUAAGUGUUUCAGCAAUUCAAGCAAUAAGAAUAUUUGACCUAGUGAGAGCACUGAGCCGUGCAGUACACUGCUAGGGAUAAGUAGGUGCUACAACAGUCAACUGAAAGUGAUUUGAGAUUCCUGUCUUGGAUAAAGGGAGCAGGACUGAAUAUGAGGUUCUCCUCAUGUCUGGAAAAACGUGAUGCAUCAUUUAACAGAAGGUUAUUCCUGUGUCCUCAUUGCUGUGUUAGUCGGUAAAGCUUUCUAGAUUUCGGUGACAACCACUGUAUUGUAAAAAGGCAUUUCUCAUGAAGAAUUUCAGUGUAAAACAUUUUAGAUAAUGUUUAAUGUCAAGGUUUUCAACAAUGAAUACAAUUUUUCUAGAAAAUGGAAGUGUGUGAUCAUUAACUGCUAUAGUGAGUUGUCAGGCAAACCUUACUGCUGGAUUUUCAGGAAGAGUGCAGUCUUGUGGUCCGAAGCAUUUGCAACUGCCCAGCCUGCAAUGUCGACAGUUCUAAUGGCAUUGUAAUGCUUCAGCAGAUAAACUUGUUAUUUAACAGGCUCACAAGAAACCUAUGUGCCUAGUGUAAAGAUGAAAUUAAAUGAGUUGAAUACAUUUUAUUCAUUUCAGCAUUUCUGGAAACAUACUGGCAAAACCAGUGUUUACAGGGUGACUGAUGGGUGGAAGAUGUAUUACUGACCAGUAUUUCAAAUGGAAGUGUGAUGUUGGGUCCUUAAAAACACAAGCUUGCAAACUGUUCGGCUGAAGGCCAGCACAUGUUCCAGUAGGGUAUUAUUUCUAUGUACUUUAAGCAAAAAAAGAGGGAAAGGCACACCAUGUAAGGUGGCCCCUCGCCAAAAGAAGACAAGAAUAUGAAAGAAAAAAGUGGAAAAAAAAACCUGAGAGGAAAAGCUAAAGAAAAACUUAACUUUUUCCAAAAUGUUUUAUUUUCUUACGUAAAUCAAUGCUGUGGACAAGUCAAACAAAGCUUUAUGAGUGAAAUAAAAUAAUGUUUUUUCCCUUG